Colletotrichum aenigma is the source of this 525-nucleotide messenger RNA. RefSeq lists its product as uncharacterized. Lineage: Eukaryota; Fungi; Ascomycota; Sordariomycetes; Glomerellales; Glomerellaceae. The transcript has 3 exons. The coding region runs from base 1 to 525 and encodes 174 amino acids. The record is from RefSeq and is a predicted model, not a curated record.
AUGGCGAGACUCAACCUAUUUAACCGUUCCAAGAGCGGUUUAAAGGGCGGCGUCAAGGGCAGUGUCAAGAGCAUUCCGAGACUCAGCACAUUCGCCCGGUCGAAGGAGGCUCUUAUCCACAUGUUUGUUCGUGAGCAUGCAAACUGCGCCCUACGGCCACGUGAGCAGCCUACCGACGACGCGGUUUCCCCGGUCUACGCGGACCUUCCCCCCUACACCGCCGUGGAGAGCAAGAAGGCCGAGGUUGUGACGGAGUUCGCUUUGCGCACGGCACGUGCCAAGCACCAGUUUUCCAAAGACAGAGCUCAGAUGUGGCAAGAGCUCAUCGCACGAGUCGCGAAGGAAAUCUUCGAUGAUUUGGAGUUGCUCCAGCAGAGUGCGACUGCCAAUGGCUGGGAAGCCGCCGUCGAGCGUGCGGGAGCUCUCUUGGAUGACAAGCCUUUUGGAGAAGAGAAUCUGAUCGAGGAAGUUGAGGCGAUCAUGCGCUACUUGGAGACCAUGCGAUAUGGUGCGAGCAAGGAGUAA